Cladocopium goreaui is the source of this 594-nucleotide messenger RNA. The record is from the annotation of a GenBank genome assembly. NCBI's taxonomy places the organism in Eukaryota, Dinophyceae, Suessiales, Symbiodiniaceae.
AUGGAGGAUCCCUUCGACUGCAGCGUGGUGACCUUGGAUCUCGCGGGCCUGGACUGCGAGUGCCCCAGCGAGACCAAAGCAGAGAAAUUGAGUCGAGGAGAUGCCUGGGAGCGAUGUGACGAUGAAUUGAUCGACGGAAGGAAAGGCAAGAGCUCAUGGUGGCGGCCCUGGAGAAAAGAUGACAGGCCGGAAGUGUCCCAAGUCUUCGAGAUCCAUCGCGACAUCAGCCAUGCCGAGACAACAUAUGAGCUGCCUGGGGAUGAUUGCAUUACACCCAUCAGUCUGGACGGAGGCCGUUGCGAGACUCCCGUGGAGGCCUUGCGGAGCCGUUUCGGCCACCCGAGCCGUCCGGUGCCGCAGGGCUUGCAUGUGCCGUUCGGAACGGCCGAGAUCAUAGCACCUGGCGCCAUCCCCUCGCCCAUCAACGCGGCUCCGGAAGCCAUCGAUGUCAUCGCGGCCCAAAGAGUACCGUCCUGCGGGUCCUGCGGGCCCUGCGGCAAUGGGAUCACCAAAAGCUUCAGCUUAGACCCUGACGGUCGGCCGGAGCGUCGGAUGGAGGCAAACAUGACCUUGGUCUCAGCCUUUGACGAAUGA